Messenger RNA from Ornithodoros turicata, 1675 nucleotides. RefSeq names its product ras-like GTP-binding protein Rho1. The transcript has 3 exons. Gene Ontology annotation, biological process: small GTPase-mediated signal transduction. Gene Ontology annotation, molecular function: protein kinase binding; GTPase activity; GTP binding. Gene Ontology annotation, cellular component: cytosol. Bases 227 to 805 code for a protein of 192 amino acids. The record is from RefSeq and is a predicted model, not a curated record. NCBI's taxonomy places the organism in Eukaryota, Metazoa, Arthropoda, Arachnida, Ixodida, Argasidae.
AAGAUCAAUAAACUUGAAAACAUGGUGGUGGUGUCCUCCCAAGCGAAGUAGUGGGGAAGCGUGAAAGAAACUUUUCGAAACGGAGUUCUACUUUGCGCCUUGCUCCCUGUUACCAACGGGGAGAUCUCUCAAACUCUUUUGUUGACGUUUAUUUUGUGCCGAUCAUCUUGUCCACCGAAAGUACGGCUUCCCUGGCACUGUUUACGGGAGUCACCCACACCGGAAAAUGGCUGCUAUCCGAAAAAAGCUUGUGAUAGUCGGCGACGGUGCCUGUGGUAAAACCUGCCUUCUCAUCGUAUUUAGCAAGGACCAGUUCCCGGAGGUCUAUGUGCCUACUGUGUUUGAAAAUUACGUCGCCGACAUCGAAGUGGAUGGGAAACAGGUGGAAUUAGCUCUGUGGGAUACAGCUGGACAGGAAGACUAUGACCGUCUGCGUCCCCUGUCUUACCCUGACACAGAUGUGAUCCUCAUGUGCUUUUCCAUUGAUUCCCCCGAUUCCUUGGAGAACAUUCUGGAGAAGUGGCACCCUGAAGUGAAGCACUUCUGCCCAAGCGUCCCCAUAGUCCUGGUUGCAAACAAGAAGGACCUGCGCAAUGACCCAGCUACUGUCAAAGAGCUGGCAAAGAUGAAACAGGAGCCUGUUAAGCCUGACGAGGGAAGAGCCAUGGCUGACAAAAUAAGCGCCUUUGGCUACCUCGAGUGCUCGGCUAAGACUAAGGAGGGCGUGAGGGAGGUGUUCGAGAUGGCCACCAGGGCAGCGCUGCAGGUCAAGAAGAAGAGGAAGAAGAAGUGCUGCCUCAUGUAGAUGCCCCAAUGGCUGCACCCCUGCCUUUCUUUCUCCAAACUGCUCAUACUUAUGUCCCCUCUCUUGUCACCUGCUUUGGAACUGCCUUUACCCUCCCCAGUUUCUGCUCAGUUAGGAAUUUCUUCUUUUCCAUUCUGACCUCUAUUGCAACAAGCGCCCAUGUGCAGACAGGUUUCGAGACCCUCAAUCAUGCACAAGAGCUUAAGGCCCGCGCAUUUAUGUUGCUGCGCGAACAUAGGACUGUACAUCCGCUAGACCUUGGAAAGUUAAUACUAUGUGCUCAGGAGGGGCUAUUGUGUGGUAUGAUUGACAACAGUGCCAAUACCUUUUUUUUUUCUUUUCUUGAGUCUGCUUAAAAAUCUUAUGUCAUUAUAAUUUUAUUUUCUUCCUACCCCCCUGCAACUGGCUGGGGUCCUUCUCUGAGUGCAGUCACUUCUUGCUUUCUGUCAUAUUAACGAACACGUCGUUUCUCUGCAGCUGAAGCUCACUUUCUUACAAUUUAUCGUAGCGGCACAUUUUUGAGCCACGUUUGCAUCGACUGCAAGGGAUCUUGGGUGACUGACUAGCAGUACCAGGGAAGAUAAAGUUUUUGUACUGUAAGCGUGCCUUCCCAUGCAUUUUGGAGUACCACCACCUUUUCUCGUGCAGUAGAUGUUGCCGCACUGAACCUUCCCCCACUGCCAUUGCGUGUCACGUGUGGUUCACGAGAGUUCUUUGGGAGGAAAAGUAUUGUUGAAGACAUGAUCCCUUCUUUGAACAAGUCAGUAUAUAGUGAAUGUAUAGUCUUUUCUUUUUUGUUUGUUCAUUUAUAUUCUUAUGUACGAUCUCUCGAUUAAUAAAUGUUGCCCCCCCUCCCCAGGGGCCAAUGAA